GGCGCCGACUCGGCCAACAGCUGCAGUCCGAACGGCAAAAUGUCACGACGUGGACGCGCCCAGAUGCUGGCCGCCAUACCCUGUGACCUGUCCAAGCAGCCCUUCUGCCAUCUGCCGGGCAACAUCUAUCCCUGGCAUGCGGUGCGCCGCUUUGUGCAUGAGAACCAGGGACUGAUGAAGCGCAUGUACGGCGAUGUGCGGCACAUCUCGAUACUGCGCGACGAGAUACAGAACAAUGAGGUGGACGUGGAUGACAUCGAGGAUGCCGCCGAGCGCUAUUCAAAGUCGCCGCGCGGUGGCAAGUACAUGUUGCAUGGUCGCGAGCGCGAUCGUGAUGACUUUCUGAGCUACAAGGGCAAUGAUGUCUUGAUGGAGCCGCACUUUCGACCUGUGACAACAACAACAACAAGCACAACAACAACAAGCACAAAGCAAAAGCCCAGCGAGAGUGUAAAGGCUGCCACGCCCAUAGGCGCAGCUGGCAAAACAGCAAGCGGCACAGCAACAGCUACAGCAGCAACUGUUGCUGCCAGCAAUUCAACGCGUCGCAAUGUUACGCGUCCCGCUCUGGGCAGCACUACGCCCAUAAGCUUUGCCUCGCUCUUCUCCGGCACCAGCUCCAUAUUCAACUCGGACAAGCUGCGUCGCCCCUUAACCAGCAGCAGCACCACAGCGCCCAGUCCCAGCAGCAGCAGCAAGGCGGGACUGCUGCGCGACAGUGGACAGCUGUUCCAAGAUGCCAUCAAGCAGGAGCCAGUUGCAGUGGCCAGCAAUCUACGCGGCGUCAAUGCAUGUCCAGUUAAGGAUGAAGUAGUUGCUCCUUUCUGGGCCAACAAUACGCGCGGCGAGGUGCUGGCGCUGCUUAAUCUCUAUCCCUUUGAGCAGUAUGUGCACUGGGAGAAAUGCACGCAUGAGUUUAAGCAAAUGUUUUGCCGCGAUGGCUGCCGCUGUGAGCAGCAGUAUCGACUGCAUCGAUUGCUUGCGUAUGAUCCGCACAAUGAAUGCCGCGGCAUCUUCUCCGACUGGUUUCGCUUUCCCUCCAGCUGCAUAUGCAAGUGCUACAACAUACCGCUGGACUUUCGCGCCACCUCGCGCAGUCCGCGCGCCGACACCAGCUUCGCUGCUCAGGGGGAUCCCAUUGUAGCCGCCGAGGCACAGGUGCAACGCGCCAUCUAUAAACAUGCCACCGAUCAGUGGUACAGACCGCGCGACGAGUUCGAUUUAUACGAGGGCUAGACUAGCGUUUAAGUUGUACAGUUA
Drosophila busckii is the source of this 1260-nucleotide messenger RNA. RefSeq names its product protein spaetzle 4 (gene spz4). The transcript has 3 exons. Gene Ontology annotation, molecular function: Toll binding; growth factor activity. The record is from RefSeq and is a predicted model, not a curated record. Gene Ontology annotation, cellular component: extracellular region. Bases 40 to 1236 code for a protein of 398 amino acids. Gene Ontology annotation, biological process: innate immune response; regulation of Toll signaling pathway; central nervous system formation. Lineage: Eukaryota; Metazoa; Arthropoda; Insecta; Diptera; Drosophilidae.